CGCGCUCGCGCGUAUGUGUGUGAGUGCGUGUCCUGCUCGCUCCAUGUUGCCGCCUCUCCCGGUACCUGCUGCUGCUCCCGGGGCUGCGGGAAAUGCGAGAGGCUGAGCCGGGGAGGAGGAACCCGAGCAGCAGCGGCGGCGGCGGCCGCGGCGGCGGCGGCGGCGGCGGGAGGAGCCCCCCAGGAGGAGGACCGGGAUCCAUGUGUCUUUCCUGGUGACUAGGAUGUCGUCGGAGGAGGACAAGAGCGCGGAGCAGCCGCAGCCGCCGCCACCCCCCCCCGAGGAGCCCGGAGCCCCGGCCCCGAGCCCCGCAGCCGCAGACAAAAGACCUCGGGGCCGGCCUCGCAAAGAUGGCGCUUCCCCUUUCCAGAGAGCCAGAAAGAAGCCUCGAAGUAGAGGAAAAAGUACAGUGGAAGAUGAGGACAGCAUGGAUGGGCUGGAGACAACAGAAACAGAAAAUACUGUGGAAACAGCAGAAAUCAAAGAGCAAUCAGCAGAAGAGGAUGCUGAAGCAGAAGUGGACCGCAGCAAGCGGCCAGUCCCAGCCUUCCAGCGUUCUGUGUCUGAGGAAUCUGCAGCCUCCCUGGUCUCUGUUGGUAUAGAAGCCAAAAUCAGUGAACAGCUCUGCGCUUUUUGUUACUGUGGUGAAAAAAGCUCCUUAGGACAAGGAGACUUAAAACAAUUCAGAGUAACGCCUGGAUUUAUUUUGCCAUGGAAAAACCAGUCUUCUAACAAGAAGGACGUUGAUGACAACAGCAGUGGAACUUGUGAGAAAAUACAAAACUCAACACCACGAAAACAAAGAGGACAGAGAAAGGAACGGUCUCCUCAGCAGAAUAUAGUACCUUGUGUCAGUGUAAGCACGCAGACUGCUUCCGAUGAUCAGGCUGGUAAAUUAUGGGAUGAACUCAGUCUGGUUGGCCUUCCAGAUGCCAUUGAUGUCCAAGCCUUAUUUGACCCUACAGGCACUUGUUGGGCUCAUCACCGUUGUGUGGAAUGGUCACUGAGGGUGUGCCAGAUGGAAGAACCGUUGUUAGUGAACGUGGACAGAGCUGUUGUCUCAGGGAGCACAGAACGAUGUGCAUUUUGUAAGCACCUUGGAGCCACUAUCAAAUGCUGUGAAGAGAAAUGUACCCAGAUGUACCAUUAUCCUUGUGCUGCUGGAGCUGGCACCUUUCAGGAUUUCAGUCACUUCUUCCUUCUUUGUCCAGAGCACAUUGACCAAGCUCCUGAAAGAUGUAAGUUUACUACAGCAAAGGAAGAUGCAAACUGUGCAGUGUGCGACAGCCCGGGAGACCUCUUAGAUCAGUUCUUUUGUACUACUUGUGGUCAGCACUAUCAUGGAAUGUGCCUGGAUAUAGCGGUUACUCCAUUAAAACGUGCAGGUUGGCAAUGUCCUGAGUGCAAAGUGUGCCAGAACUGCAAACAAUCGGGAGAAGAUAGCAAGAUGCUAGUGUGUGAUACGUGUGACAAAGGGUAUCAUACUUUUUGUCUUCAACCAGUUAUGAAAUCAGUACCAACCAAUGGCUGGAAAUGCAAAAAUUGCAGAAUAUGUGUAGAGUGUGGCACACGAUCUAGUUCUCAGUGGCACCACAAUUGCCUGGUAUGUGACAGUUGUUACCAACAGCAGGAUAACUUAUGUCCUUUCUGUGGGAAGUGCUACCAUCCAGAAUUGCAGAAAGACAUGCUUCAUUGUAAUAUGUGCAAAAGAUGGGUUCACUUAGAAUGUGACAAACCAACAGAUCAUGAACUGGAUUCUCAGCUCAAAGAAGAGUACAUCUGCAUGUAUUGCAAACACUUAGCUGAGAUGGAUCCAUUACAGCCAGGUGAUGAAGUGGAGAUGGCUGAACUCAUUACAGAUUGUAACAAUGAAAUGGAAGUUGAAGGCCCUGAGGACCGCAUGGUAUUUCUGGAGCAAGCAGUUAAUAAAGAUGUCGAUGAUCAGCAGCCCACACCUGGAAUUGUUCCAGAUGCAGCUCACAUCCACACUGGAGAGCAGCGGAGGAGUGAUCCACCAGGAAGUCAUGGCGCGCGUGGACUUCUCACUGCUGAAUCAUCGCAAGAUAAAAUGAAUCCUGAAUUGGAAAAUCAGAUUUCUCAUGAAGUUGACAGUGAAGAAAUGGAAAUGCCUCCUAAAGCGAUGCAUGCUUGCGGUGCAGAUCAAAAUGAGAACAAAAUGGAAGUGACAGACAGCGCUGAAGCCCUUGCUCCCCAGGUCGCUGUGCAGCAGGGGGAAGUGCACUUGUUGGAGGGACCUAACGUGGUGGCGCCCCCAGAAGAAUCCCGGCCUCCAGGAGUCAACAUUGAAUCUGUCACUGUCCCGUCCCCUAGUGGGGAAGGUACGGCUUUAUGUUCUAAGGAACAGUUGGCCAUAGAAAGGGUACCAGAAGAAAUGGAACAGAAAGAAAAUCCUGAACCCUCUACUGCAUUUAUGGACUUCGAAGUGGCUCCUGCAAUUGAGAGUUGUGUGAAAGAUGGUGUAUGCCAAGAAAGCAAAUCUGUAAAAUUACCAUCUGAGACAGAGUCAUCAUUUUCAUCAGCAGCGGGCAUAAGCAAGGCAAAUGCGUCUUCCUCUCCAGCACUUUCUUCCGACUUGCCUUCCCACGACAUGCUGCACAGUUACCCGUCGGCUCCCAGUGCUUCUGCUGGAAACAUCAUGCCAACAACUUACGUCUCAGUCACCCCCAAAAUUGGCAUGGGUAAACCAGCUAUUACCAAAAGGAAAUUUUCUCCUGGUAGACCUCGGUCCAGACAGGGGGCUUGGAGUACCCAUAAUACAGUGAGCCCACCUUCCUGGUCCCCAGACAUUUCAGAAGGCCGGGAAAUUUUUAAACCCAGGCAGCUUCCUGGCAGUGCCAUUUGGAGCAUCAAAGUGGGCCGGGGGUCAGGAUUUCCAGGAAAGCGGAGACCUCGUGGUGCGGGACUGUCAGGACGAGGCGGCAGAGGCAGAUCAAAGUUGAAAAGUGGCAUCGGGGCAGUUGUGUUACCCGGGGUGUCUGCUGCAGAUAUUUCAUCAAACAAGGAUGAAGAAGAAAACUCUAUGCACAAUACAGUUGUGUUGUUUUCUAGCAGUGACAAGUUCACUUUGCAUCAGGAUAUGUGUGUAGUUUGUGGCAGUUUUGGCCAAGGAGCAGAGGGAAGAUUACUUGCCUGUUCUCAGUGUGGUCAGUGUUACCAUCCAUACUGCGUCAGUAUUAAGAUCACUAAAGUGGUUCUGAGCAAGGGUUGGAGGUGUCUGGAGUGCACUGUGUGUGAGGCCUGUGGGAAGGCGACAGACCCAGGAAGACUCCUGCUGUGUGACGAUUGUGACAUAAGUUAUCACACCUACUGCUUGGACCCGCCACUGCAGACAGUUCCCAAAGGAGGCUGGAAGUGCAAAUGGUGUGUGUGGUGCAGACACUGUGGAGCAACGUCUGCAGGUCUGAGAUGUGAAUGGCAGAACAACUACACACAGUGUGCUCCCUGUGCAAGCUUGUCCUCCUGCCCCGUCUGCUACCGAAACUAUAGAGAAGAAGACCUCAUUCUGCAGUGUAGACAAUGUGAUAGAUGGAUGCAUGCAGUCUGUCAAAACUUAAAUACUGAAGAGGAAGUGGAAAAUGUAGCAGACAUUGGUUUUGAUUGUAGCAUGUGCAGACCCUAUAUGCCUACAUCAAAUGUGCCUUCCUCAGACUGCUGUGAAUCUUCACUUGUAGCACAAAUUGUCACAAAAGUGAAAGAGCUAGAUCCACCCAAGACCUACACCCAGGAUGGUGUAUGUUUGACUGAAUCAGGGAUGACUCAGUUACAGAGCCUCACAGUUACUGUUCCAAGAAGAAAACGGUCAAAACCAAAGUUGAAGUUGAAGAUCAUAAAUCAGAAUAGCGUGGCCGUCCUUCAGACCCCUCCAGACAUCCAAUCAGAGCAUUCAAGGGAUGGUGAAAUGGAUGAUAGUCGAGAAGGAGAACUUAUGGAUUGUGAUGCAAAAUCAGAAUCUAGUCCAGAACGGGAAGCUGUGGAUGAUGAAACUAAGGGAGUAGAAGGAACAGAGGGUGUCAAAAAGAGAAAAAGGAAACCAUACAGACCAGGUAUUGGUGGAUUUAUGGUACGACAAAGAAGUCGAACUGGGCAAGGAAAAACCAAAAGAUCUGUGAUCAGAAAAGAUUCCUCAGGCUCCAUUUCUGAGCAGUUACCUAGCAGAGAUGAUGGCUGGAGUGAGCAGUUACCAGAUACUCUAGUUGAUGAAUCUGUUUCUGUCACUGAAAACACUGAAAAAAUAAAGAAGAGAUACCGGAAAAGGAAAAAUAAGCUUGAAGAAAUUUUCCCUGCCUAUUUACAAGAAGCUUUCUUUGGAAAAGAUCUUCUAGAUACAACUAGACAAAACAAACUAAGUUUAGAUAAUCUAUCAGAAGAUACAGCUCAGCUUUCUUACAAAACAAACAUGAACACAAAUUUCUUGGAUCCUUCCUUAGAUCCACUACUUAGUUCAUCCUCAACGCCGGCAAAACCUGGAACUCACGGUACCGCUGAUGAUCCCUUAGCCGACAUUUCCGAAGUCUUAAACACAGAUGAUGACAUUCUUGGAAUAAUUUCAGACGACCUUGCAAAAUCAGUUGAUCAUUCAGGUCUUGAUUUAUGCACUUUCCAGGUUGAGAGCUCAUCUUGUCCAUUUGCUGGAAUAGACGUUGGUGCCGGCGCCGAUGAUCCUUCCUCUUUGCCUCAGCCAAGUGUCAAUCCGAGUUCACGACCACUAAGUGAAGAGCAGCUCGAUGGCAUCCUCAGCCCUGAACUAGACAAAAUGGUCACAGAUGGAGCAAUUCUUGGAAAGUUGUAUAAAAUUCCAGAGCUUGGAGGAAAGGAUGUGGAGGACUUGUUUACCGCUGUGCUUCGUCCUGCGGCCACGCAGGCAGCUCCCAUACCACAGCCCCCUGCGCCUCAGCCGCUGCCCGUGCACACUCAGGAUGUUUUUUCACGGAUGCCACUCAUGAACGGCCUUAUUGGACCCAGUCCUCAUCUCGCACAUAAUUCUUUGCCUCCUGGAAGUGGACUGGGAACUUUCUCUGCUGUAGCACAGGCCCCCUACACUGAUGCCAGGGAUAAAAAUCCAGCAUUUAAUCCAAUGGCAAGUGACCCUAACGGCUCUUGGACAUCAUCAGCGCCCAUUAUGGAAGGAGAAAAUGAUACAAUGUCAAAUGCCCAGAGAAGUACACUCAAGUGGGAGAAAGAGGAGGCCCUGGGUGAAAUGGCAACAGUAGCACCAGUUCUCUACACAAAUAUUAAUUUCCCCAACCUAAAGGAAGAAUUCCCGGACUGGACUACUAGAGUGAAGCAAAUUGCCAAGCUGUGGAGAAAAGCAAGCUCGCAGGAAAGAGCACCAUACGUGCAAAAAGCCAGAGAUAACAGAGCUGCUUUACGCAUUAAUAAAGUACAGAUGUCAAAUGAUUCCAUGAAAAGGCAGCAACAGCAAGACAGCAUCGAUCCCAGCUCUCGUAUUGAUUCAGAUCUUUUUAAAGAUCCACUAAAGCAAAGAGAAUCGGAACAUGAACAGGAAUGGAAAUUCAGACAGCAAAUGCGCCAGAAAAGCAAGCAGCAGGCGAAAAUGGAAGCCACCCAGAAGCUGGAGCAGGUGAAGAGCGAACAGCAGCAGCAGCAGCAGCAGCUCGGCGCUCAGCCUCCUCCGGGGCAGCCCGGCCCAGACGCGCCCAGCGCGGGGGUCCACAGCCCCGGGACCCCGCAGCCUGGCCCUGCAAGCGCGCCUCCUGCGCAGCCCUUCCCUAAGGACCUGUUUGCAAAGCCGCUGCCCGGCACCCCCGCUGCCGCGCCACCGGAUGACGUGUUUGUGAAACCACAGGCGCCGCCUCCUCCUCCGGCGCCGUCCCGGAUCUCCAUCCCGGAGAGCCUGUCGCAGGGUCAGGCUUCUCAGCCGCCUUCCCCACAGAUGUUUUCCCCCGGACCUUCUAACUCCCGGCCGCCGUCUCCAGUGGAUCCUUAUGCGAAAAUGGUUGGUACCCCAAGACCACCUCCUGGGGGCCAUGGUUUUUCCAGAAGAAAUUCUGCACUGGUGGAAAACUGUGCACCUUUAUCAUCCGUAUCGAGGCCCACUCAAAUGAGCGAGACAACAGCAAACAGGCCGUCCCCAGUCAGAGAUUUAUGUUCUUCCUCCGCAGCAAGUAGUGACCCCUAUGCAAAGCCUCCAGACACACCUAGGCCUGUGAUGACAGAUCCGUUUCCCAAACCCUUAGGCCUGCCCCGGUCACCUGUAGUUUCUGAACAAACUGCAAAAGGUCCUCUCGCGUCUGGAACCAGUGACCACUUUACUAAACCAUCUCCUAGGGCAGACGCGUUUCAGAGACAACGGAUACCUGACCCAUACGCUCGACCCUUGUUGACACCUGCACCUCUUGAUAGUGGCCCCGGGCCUUUUCAAGCUCCAAGGCAGCCGCCCCCAUCCUCCCAGGACCCUUAUGGGUCAGUGUCACAGGCACCAAGGCGAUUGUCUGUCGACCCUUAUGAAAGGCCUGCCUUGACACCACGACCUGUAGAUAACUUUGCUCAUAACCAGUCAAGUGAUCCAUAUAGCCAGCCUCCCCUCACCCCACAUCCGGCAAUGAAUGAAUCUUUUGCUCAUCCUUCAAGGGCUUUUUCCCAGCCUGGAGCCAUAUCAAGGCCAACAUCUCAGGACCCAUAUUCCCAACCUCCAGGAACUCCACGACCUGUUGUGGAUUCCUAUUCCCAACCCCCAGGAACAUCUCGCUCCAAUCCAGACCCCUAUUCUCAACCUCCUGGAACUCCCCGGCCCACCACCAUUGAUCCGUAUAGUCAGCAGGCACCGACCCCAAGGCCGUCUGCGCAAGCAGACUUGUUUGUUACGUCUGCAGCUAAUCAGAGACGCUCUGAUCCACGGGCUCACCCUCCUGGAACGCCGAGACCUGGAAUUUCUGUUCCUUACUCCCAACCACCAGCAAUACCAAGGCCAAGGAUUUCAGAGGGUUUUACUAGGUCCUCAAUGACAAGACCAGUCCUCAUGCCAAAUCAGGAUCCUUUCCUGCAGGCAGCACAAAAUCGAGGAGCAGCCUUACCUGGCCCUUUGGUAAGGCCACCUGAUGCGUGUUCCCAAACACCCAGGCCACCUGGACCUGGUCUUUCAGACACUUUUAGCCGUGUCUCCCCAUCUGCCCCUCGUGACCCCUAUGAUCAGCCUCCCAUGACUCCGAGAUCUCAGUCUGACUCUUUCGGAACAAGUCAGGUUGCCCAUGAUGUCGCUGAUCAGCCACGGCCUAGAUCAGAGGGGAGCUUCAGUGCACCUUCCAACUCACCCAUGAAUUCUCAAGGCCAGCAGUUCUCUGGUGUGUCCCAGCUUCCCGGACCUGUACCGACCUCAGGAGUCACCGAUACACAGAGCACUGUAAACAUGUCUCAAGCAGAUACAGAGAAAUUGAGACAGCGACAGAAGUUACGUGAAAUCAUCCUCCAGCAGCAACAGCAGAAGAAGCUGGCAGGUCGACAGGAGAAAGGGUCACAGGACCCAGGAGCAGUGCCGCAUCCGGGGCCCCUGCAGCACUGGCAGCCGGAGAGUGUCAGCCGGGCUUUUACUCGGCCUCCACCCCCCUAUCCUGGGAGCAUCAGCUCUCCCAUUGGCCCUCCUCUAGGGCCUAGAUACGCUGUUUUCCCAAAGGAUCCGCGUGGACCCUAUACUCCUGAUGUUACUGGUAUGGGGAUGAGACCUCAUGGAUUCAGAUUUGGAUUUCCAGGAGGUAGUCACGGUACCUUGUCAAGUCAGGAACGCUUCCUUGUACCUCCUCAGCAAAUACAAGGAUCUGGAGUUCCUCCACAGCUGAGAAGAUCUAUGUCUGUAGAUAUGCCCAGGCCUUUAAAUAACUCACAAGCGAAUAAUCCAGGUGGACUUCCUCCACAUUUUCCACCACAGAGCCUGUCAGUUCAACAGCAUAACAUACUGGGCCAAGCAUUUAUUGAAUUGAGGCACAGGACCCCUGAUGGAAGGCCUCGGAUGCCCUUCCCCGCUUCUCCUGGCAACGUUAUAGAGGCACCUUCUCAUCCAAGACAUGGAAACUUCAUUCCCCGGCCAGACUUUCCAGGCCCUAGGCACACAGACCCCACGAGACGGCCUUCCCAAGGUCUCCCUCAUCAGCUGCCUGUGCAUCCAAACUUGGAACAAGUGCCACCAUCUCAGCAAGAGCAAAGACACCCUGUGCAUUCAUCUUCUGUGGUCAUGAGGUCUCUGAGCCACCCCUUAGGGGGUGAGUUUGCAGAGGCCCCUUUGUCGACAUCUACACCAGCUGAAACAACAUCUGAUAAUUUACAGAUAACCACCCCGUCUUCUGGCGGUCUCGAAGAGAAGCUUGAUUCUGAUGACCCGUCUGUCAAAGAACUAGAUGUUAAAGACCUCGAGGGGGUUGAAGUCAAAGACUUAGAUGAUGAAGAUCUUGAAAAUUUAAAUCUAGAUACAGAGGAUGGCAAGGGAGAUGAAUUGGAUACUUUAGGUAAUUUGGAAACUAAUGAUCCCAACCUGGAUGACCUCUUAAGGUCAGGAGAAUUUGAUAUCAUUGCCUAUACAGAUCCAGAACUUGACCUGGGAGAUAAGAAAAGCAUGUUUAACGAGGAACUAGACCUUAAUGUUCCAAUUGAUGAUAAGUUAGAUAAUCAGUGUGUAUCUGUUGAACCCCCAAAAAAGGAGCAAGAUGACAAAAGUAUGGUUCCUUCUGAUAAACAUUCUCCUUGGAAAAAAGCCGCUGUCAGCAGUGAGAUUAAAACAGAAGUACUGUCUCCAGAUUCUAAAGGGGAAACCAAAUGUGAAAGUGAGAAAAGUGAUGAGGGUAAAGAUGCUGUUGACGCCCCCUGCCCACAGGCCCCUGCUCAUGCAGACGCGAAUGAUGGGGAACAGGCUUCUUUGCAGUCCUGUGAUGCAGAUCUACUUGAGAAAAGAACUAAUCGAGAAACAGCUGGCUCCAGCACUAGUGUUCGUGGGUCCACUCAGCUGCCUGCUGAAGAUGUGAUAAACUCUUGCAGCAUACCUGGAUCAACUCCAGUUCUCUCAAGUUUACUUGCUAAUGAAAAAUCUGAUAAUUCAGACGUUAGGCCAUUGGGGUCUCCACCACCAACUUUGCCGGCCUCACCAUCCAGUCAUGUGUCAAGUUUGCCUCCCCCUCUAAUGACGCCGCCUGGUCAUGCUUUGGAUAAUACCUUGAGUUCUAAUGUGACAGUAGUCCCUAGAUUAAACCAUACUUUCCCUCAGGGUGUGCAGGUGAGUCCAGGAUUCAUUCAGGGUCAGCCAACAGUGCAUCGCAGUUUUGGAACAGGAAAGCCCGUGAAUCAGACUGUACCUCUGACAAGCCCGUCUGCGGCCAGUGGCAUGUCUGGGCCCCAGCAGCUGAUGGUCCCUCAGACGGCCGCCCAGCAGAAUAGAGAGAGGCCCCUCCUUCUGGAGGAGCAGCCUCUACUUCUGCAGGACCUUUUGGAUCAAGAGAGACAAGAACAGCAACAGCAAAGACAGAUGCAAGCCAUGAUCCGUCAGCGGUCUGAACCGUUCUUCCCUAAUAUCGAUUUUGAUGCAAUUACAGAUCCUAUAAUGAAAGCCAAAAUGGUGGCCCUUAAAGGCAUAAAUAAAGUAAUGGCACAAAACAAUAUGGGCAUGCCACCAAUGGUUAUGAACAGGUUCCCCUUUAUGGGCCAGUCGGUGACUGGAACACAGACUGGUGAUGGCCAGACUCUCCUUCCACAGGCAGUUACUCAGGAUGGCAGUAUAACACAUCAGAUUUCUAGGCCUAAUCCUCCAAAUUUUGGUCCAGGCUUUGUCAAUGAUUCACAACGUAAACAGUAUGAAGAAUGGCUUCAGGAGACCCAGCAGCUUCUUCAGAUGCAGCAGAAAUAUCUUGAAGAACAAAUCGGUGCACACAGGAAAUCCAAGAAGGCCCUUUCAGCUAAACAACGUACCGCCAAGAAAGCUGGGCGUGAGUUUCCAGAAGAGGAUGCAGAGCAGCUCAAGCACGUCACUGAGCAGCAAAGCAUGGUUCAGAAGCAGCUAGAACAGAUUCGUAAACAACAGAAAGAGCAUGCCGAGUUGAUUGAAGAUUAUCGGAUCAAGCAGCAGCAGCAGUGUGCCAUGGCCCCGCCCACCGUGAUGCCAGGUGUCCAGCCCCAGCUGCCCCUGGUUCCAGGCGGCCCCCCGCCCACCAUGAGCCAGCCCAGCUUCCCCAUGGCGCCGCCGCAGCUCCAGCACCAACAGCACACAGCGGUCCUGUCCGGCCACACGAGCCCUGCUAGGAUGCCCAGUUUACCUGGAUGGCAGCCUCCCGGUGCCCCUUCUCACCUCCCCCUCAAUCCUCCCAGGAUCCAGCCUCCAGUUGCCCAGUUACCAAUAAAAACUUGCCCACCAGCCCCAGGGGCAGUGUCAAAUGCAAAUCCACAGAGUGGACCACCACCACGGGUGGAAUUCGAUGACAAUAACCCGUUCAGUGAAAGUUUUCAAGAACGGGAACGUAAGGAACGUUUACGAGAACAGCAGGAAAGACAGCGGAUCCAGCUCAUGCAAGAAGUAGAUAGACAGAGAGCUUUGCAGCAGAGGAUGGAAAUGGAGCAGCACGGCAUGAUGGGCUCGGAACUGAGCAGCAGGACGCCUGUGUCCCAGAUUCCGUUCUACACUUCUGACCUGCCUUGUGAUUUUACGCAACCUCCAAGACCCCUUCAGCAGCCUCCGCAGCAGCAACAGCAAGCGGGGCCGGUUUUACAGCAGCAGAACAUACAGCAAGGGUCUAUUAAUUCACCCCCCACCCCAAACUUCAUGCAAACCAAUGAGCGAAGGCAGAUGGGACCUCCCUCGUUUGUUCCUGACUCACCGUCAAUUCCUGGUGGAAGCCCAAAUUUCCAUUCUGUGAAGCCGGUACAUGGAGGUGUUCCUGGGGCCAGCUUCCAGCAGUCCCCGGUGAGGCCUCCUUUCACACCCGCUUUACCCGCGGCACCUCCAGUGGCUAAGAGCAGUCUCCCCUGUGGCCAAGACCCGGCUGUAAGCCGUGGACAGAGUUACCCCGGAUCAGCCCCGUCUCUCAUUCAGCUGUAUUCUGAUAUAAUCCCAGAAGAGAAAGGGAAAAAGAAGAGAACAAGGAAGAAGAAGAAAGACGACGAUGCGGAGUCUACCAAGGCACCUUCUACUCCGCAUUCGGACGUAACCGCUCCACCAACCCCGGGUGUCUCAGAAGCUGCCUCUGCUCCCGCCGUGAGCGCACCCGGCGAGCGCCCUCCGCCCGGCGAGCGCCCUCCACCCGGCGAGCGCCCUCCGCAGGGAGAACCCGAGUCAGCGGGAUCAGGCGACCUGUCGCCUCCUGACCCGGCAGCGGGCCCGCUGCGCACAGAACCGGAGAACAAACUGCCCAGCAGUGACUUCGCACGAGGAACCCCAGGUCAACAGACCUGUGCGAGUUCAGAGGUGGAUAAGCGCCCCGUCGACGCCCCUGCCCCCACUGGGGAGAUGAAACUGGAGUCAGCUGAGCCGGAGCAGCGCCCGGGCCCAGAUGGGCCUGAACUGGAGGAGCGCCCUGGGGAUCGGGCCAAAGAAAGGGCUGUGGCCGGCGCUGCCUGCCCGGGUCAGAGUCCUCCCCGAACUGCCGGCGCUCCUGCUGCCAAAGGAGAUUCAGGCAAUGAGCUUCUGAAGCACCUGCUGAAAAAUAAAAAGGCAUCUUCCCUUUUAAAUCAAAAACCGGAAGGGAGUUUUUGUUCAGAAGACGACGGUACGAAGGAUAGCAAACUGGUUGAGAGGCAGAACCCAGCCGACGUGCAAACUUUGGGGGCUCAAGUGCAAGGUGGUUUUGGAUGUGGCAACAGCCAGUUGCCAAAAACAGAUGGAGGAAGUGAAACCAAGAAACAGCGAAGCAAAAGGACUCAGAGGACCGGAGAGAAGGCAGCACCUCGGUCGAAGAAAAGGAAAAAGGAAGAAGAGGAGAAACAAGCGAUGUUCUCUACCACCGACACCUUUACCCACCUGAAGCAGCAGCUCUCUCUGCUCCCUCUAAUGGAACCAGUCAUUGGAGUGAACUUUGCCCACUUUCUUCCUUACGGCAGUGGCCAGUUUAAUAGUGGGAAUCGACUUCUAGGAACUUUUGGCAGUGCUACCCUUGAAGGGGUUUCGGAUUACUAUUCUCAGUUGAUCUACAAGAAUAAUUUAAGUAAUCCUCCAACACCCCCUGCCUCUCUUCCUCCUACACCACCUCCUAUGGCUUGUCCGAAGAUGGCAAAUGGUUUUGCAACAACUGAAGAACUUGCUGGAAAAGCUGGAGUAUUAGUGAGUCAUGAAGUUACCAAAAGCCUAGGACCUAAACCAUUUCACCUGCCGUUCAGACCGCACGAUGACUUGUUGGCCAGAGCGAUUGCUCAAGGCCCAAAGACAGUGGACGUUCCUGCUUCACUCCCAACACCGCCUCAUAAUAAUCAGGAGGAAUUAAGGAUACAGGACCACGGGGGUGACCGGGACACCCCUGACAGUGUUGUGCCCUCAUCCUCUCCUGAGAGUGUGGUCGGGAUGGAAGUGAGCAGAUACCCAGACCUGUCCCUGGUCAAAGAGGAGCCUCCAGAGCCCGUGCCGUCGCCCAUCAUCCCAAUCCUACCGAGCAGCACCGGGAAAGGGUUGGAAUCUAGAAGGAAUGACAUCAAAACUGAGCCGGGCACUUUAUUUUUCACGUCACCUUUUGGUUCAUCACCAAAUGGUCCCCGAUCGGGUCUCAUAUCUGUGGCAAUCACUCUGCAUCCUACAGCUGCUGAGAACAUUAGCAGUGUUGUGGCUGCAUUUUCCGACCUCCUCCACGUUCGGAUUCCUAACAGCUACGAGGUUAGUAAUGCUCCAGAUGUUCCAUCCAUGGGUUUGGUCAGUAGCCACAGAGUAAACCCAGGUUUGGAGUAUCGACAGCGUUUAUUUCUUCGUGGGCCUCCACCAGGAUCUGCAAACCCUCCCAGACUAGCCAGCUCUUACCACCUGAAGCAGCCUACUGUGCCCUUCCCUCCAGCAAGCAAUGGCCUUUCUGGGUGCACGGGCACUAGUCACGGUGUCACAGAAAGUGCGGCUCUCAGGCCACAGUGGUGCUGCCACUGUCAUGUCGUCGUUCUGGGCCACGGCGUGAGGAAGCCGGCCAGAGACCCGGCCUUUGUGAGCAAGGGUUCCCGAGACAGCUCGAGCAGAGCGGAGAAGGACAUUGUCUUCUGUAGUAAUAACUGCUUUAUUCUCUAUUCAUCAGCUGCACAAGCAAAAACCUCAGAAAGCAAGGAAUCCGUUCCUUCAUUGCCACACUCGCCCACAAAAGAGACGCCUUCCAGAGCGUUUCAUCAGUACAGUAACAACAUCUCCACUCUCGACGUGCGCUGUCUGCCGCAGCUCCAGGAACAAGCUUCGCCCCCAGCCUCACCGCCCAUCACUUUCCCUCCUGCUUUUGAAGCAGCCAAAGUGGAGGCAAAGCCAGAUGAGCUUAAGGUAACGGUCAAGUUAAAGCCUCGGCUACGAACUGUCCACGGUGGGUUUGAAGACUGUCGGCCGAUCACUAAAAAGUGGAGAGGGAUGAAGUGGAAGAAGUGGAGCAUCCACAUUGUGGUCCCCAAGGGGACCGUCACACCCCCCUGCGAAGAGGAAAUCGAUGACUUUCUGAAGAAACUGGGCACUUCCCUGAAACCCGAUCCUGUGCCCAAAGACUAUCGCAAGUGUUGUUUCUGUCACGAAGAAGGCGACGGGUUGACAGAUGGACCAGCGAGGCUGCUCAACCUCGACUUGGACCUGUGGGUCCACUUGAACUGUGCCCUGUGGUCCACGGAGGUGUACGAGACCCAGGCUGGUGCCUUAAUAAACGUGGAGCUGGCCCUGAGGAGAGGCCUGCAGAUGAAAUGUGUCUUCUGCCAUAAGAUGGGGGCCACCAGCGGGUGUCACAGAUUUCGAUGCACCAACAUUUAUCACUUUACUUGCGCCAUUAAAGCACAAUGCAUGUUUUUUAAAGAUAAAACUAUGCUUUGUCCCAUGCACAAACCAAAGGGAAUCCACGAGCAGGAAUUAAGUUACUUUGCCGUCUUCAGGAGGGUCUACGUGCAGCGUGAUGAGGUACGACAGAUCGCCAGCAUCGUGCAGCGGGGAGAGCGCGACCACACCUUCCGUGUGGGAAGCCUCAUCUUCCACACGAUCGGCCAGCUGCUUCCCCAGCAGAUGCAAGCGUUCCACUCUCCCAAAGCGCUCUUCCCUGUGGGCUACGAGGCCAGCCGGCUGUACUGGAGCACGCGCCACGCCAACCGCCGCUGUCGCUACCUGUGCUCCAUCGAGGAGAAGGAUGGGCGCCCCAUGUUCGUCAUCAGAGUCGUGGAGCAGGGCCACGAAGAUCUCGUCUUAAGUGACACCUCCCCCAAAGGUGUUUGGGAUAAGAUUUUGGAGCCUGUGGCAUGUGUGAGAAAAGAGUCGGAAAUGCUGCAGCUCUUCCCAGCCUACUUAAAAGGGGAGGAUCUCUUCGGCUUGACCGUCUCUGCGGUGGCGCGGAUCGCAGAAUCACUCCCUGGGGUUGAGGCGUGUGAAAACUACACCUUCCGGUACGGCCGGAACCCUCUCAUGGAGCUGCCCCUGGCCGUCAACCCCACAGGUUGUGCCCGUUCUGAACCUAAAAUGAGUGCCCAUGUCAAGAGAGGUGUCUCCGGUCUCCCUUUGUGUCCCCGUCGGCGCGCCGUCGCCUGCAGGCCUCACACCCUGAACAGCACCAGUGCCUCCAAGUCGUUUCAGAGCACCGUCACCGGGGAGCUGAGCGCACCUUACAGCAAGCAGUUCGUCCACUCCAAGUCGUCCCAGUACCGCAAGAUGAAAACCGAGUGGAAGUCCAAUGUGUACCUGGCCCGGUCUCGGAUUCAGGGGCUGGGCCUGUACGCUGCUCGGGACAUCGAGAAGCACACCAUGGUCAUCGAGUACAUCGGGACCAUCAUCCGGAACGAAGUCGCCAACAGAAAGGAGAAGCUUUACGAGUCCCAGAACCGAGGCGUGUACAUGUUCCGCAUGGAUAGCGACCACGUGAUCGACGCCACGCUCACGGGAGGGCCUGCCAGGUAUAUCAACCAUUCGUGCGCACCUAACUGCGUGGCUGAGGUGGUGACUUUCGAGCGAGGACACAAAAUCAUCAUCAGCUCCAGUCGGCGGAUCCAGAAGGGAGAAGAGCUUUGCUAUGACUAUAAGUUUGACUUUGAGGACGACCAGCACAAGAUCCCCUGUCACUGUGGCGCCGUGAACUGCCGGAAGUGGAUGAACUGAUGCAUUCCCCGCUGUCUCAGAGGGCGGCUCGUCCCUAGGAAGGAGCGAUUCAACACAGCAUUUGAAUUUCGCAGACGGAAAGAUGUUUUUGUUUUCUGUUUUGUGACUUUUUGGAAACUAGCUUCUGGGAGUCCUGAUUUCCUCCGUGCUUUAGGUUAGAGGAGCACCAGGAGAAAGCCGACCGAGGCAACUUUCCUGAAGUUGCUGAGGUUAAAGAAUUACAGAAUGGUCCAGCACUUUUUUUUUCUUUUUCUUUUCUUUCUUUUUUCUUUUUGAGGGUGGGUUUUGUUUCGUUAUGCUUCUUUAGUCUCACUAAGGAGAAACUUUUACUGGGGCAAGAGCCGAUGGCCGCCCUGCCCCACCCCAGGGCAGAGGCCUUCCUGUGAAUGUAAGACUGAAAUCACCAGCGAAAGGGAGACGUCCAAAGUGCUGGCCACCGCCUUAUCUGAAAAAGGGGCAGGCCCUCUAAUUUAAAAGUUUUUAAAUAAAGUAGACACCACUGAACAAGGAAUGUACUGAAUGACUUCCUUAGGGAUAGAGCUAAGGGAUAAUAACUUGCACUAAAAUACAUUUAAAUACUUGAUUCCAUGAGUCAGUUUAUUGUAGUUUUUGAUUUCUGUAAAAUAAGAGAAACUUUUUGUAUUUAUUAUUGAAUAAGUGAAUGAAGCUAUUUUUAAAUAAAAGUUAGAAGAAAGCCAAGCUGCUGCUGUUACCUGCAAAACUAACAAACCCUGUUACUUUGUACAAAUAUGUAAAUAUUUUGAGAAAAAAUACAGUAUAAAAAUAGUUAUUGACCAAAUGCUACCAGGCUCUGCAGCAGCUCGGGUGCUUAUAAAAUGUUCAUAGGGAUGUUACAAUAUAAUUUUGUUAUUAAAUAUGCCAUUAUAAUUAUGUAAUAACCAAAAUUUCAACCUAGAGUGUUUGGGGUUUUUUGGAAACUACGGUCUGUUAGUACUUAAUUGUUUUAUACACCUUACUUCUCAUAGAACAGAGUGUAUGCUAUGACUACAACUUUUAUAGCCGUUUUGGUAAUUUAAACUGAUUUUUUCAUAUUAUAUUGUUGCAUCCCUACUUCUUCAGUCAGGUUUUUUUGUGCUUACAAUUUGUGAUAACUGUGAAUAACUGCUUAAAAAUACCCCCAAAUGGAGGCUGAAUUUUUCUUCAGCAGAAGUAGUUUUGAUUAGAACUUUGUUUCAAGCCACAAAGAAUCAUGUAAACAUACUAGGAUCAUGUAGCAGGAACUCUAAUCUAACUCUCUAGUCUUCUAUUUAACACAAAAAUUUGAAAAAGGAAAAAAAAAAAGGAGAGAUGUGACCAUGCUUGCAGCUGCAGGACCCCGGCAGUAGGGUUUUGGAAGAUGUAAUUUUCAACUGUGUUUGUAUGAACUGUUUGUUUACAUUUCUUUAAUAAAAAAAACACACUGUUUUGUGUUUGCUUGUAGAAACUUAAUCAGCAUUUUGAACCAGGUUAGCUUUUUAUUUUGUACUUAAGAUUCUGGUACUGACACUUCACAGGCUAAGUAUAAAAUGAAGUUUCUGUGUGCACAAUUCAAGUGGACUGUAAAGCUGUUGGUAUAUUCAGUGACGCAGUUCUCAACUUGUCAUGUAUAUGGCAUGGUGUAUUUUUAUCUUACAGAAUAAAUCAAUUGUAUAUAUUUUUCUCUUGAUAAAUAGCUGUAUGAAAUUUGUUUCUUGAAUAUUUUUCUUCUCUUGUACAAUAUUCUGACAUCCUACCAGUAUUUGUCCUACCGGGUUUUCGUUUUGUUUUCUGUUCUGUAUAAUAGUAUCUAAUGUUGGCAAAAAUUGAAUUUUUUGAAGUAUACAGAGUGUUAUGGGUUUUGGAAUUUGUGGACACAGAUUUAGAAG
Messenger RNA from Balaenoptera ricei (Rice's whale), 17109 nucleotides. RefSeq names its product lysine methyltransferase 2C (gene KMT2C). The record is from RefSeq and is a predicted model, not a curated record. Bases 224 to 15244 code for a protein of 5006 amino acids. Gene Ontology annotation, molecular function: histone binding; histone H3K4 methyltransferase activity; transcription coactivator activity. NCBI's taxonomy places the organism in Eukaryota, Metazoa, Chordata, Mammalia, Artiodactyla, Balaenopteridae. The transcript has 61 exons. Gene Ontology annotation, biological process: positive regulation of transcription by RNA polymerase II. Gene Ontology annotation, cellular component: MLL3/4 complex; nucleus.